Molecule: messenger RNA, 828 nt
Organism: Dendrobium catenatum
Lineage: Eukaryota; Viridiplantae; Streptophyta; Magnoliopsida; Asparagales; Orchidaceae
Product: expansin-A8-like
Exons: 3
Coding region: 1-828 (275 amino acids)
Biological process (GO): plant-type cell wall organization
Cellular component (GO): extracellular region
Source: RefSeq, a predicted model, not a curated record
AUGGAAGAAGCAUUUAGUAAGCUCAAAUUCUUUAUAGAAUUUGACAGAGUUGGGAGGAUGGAGAAGGCUACUUGUAACCAUGGAGGAGCUCUUCUGCUUCUACUUAUAUUUCUCUACUCUGCAAGCACAGCUUUUGCUGAGGGCUGGAUGCCAGCCACUGCAACUUUCUAUGGUGGAAGUGAUGCCUCUGGCACUAUGGGAGGAGCUUGUGGCUAUGGAGACCUAUACCAAGAUGGAUAUGGAAUUAAGAACUCUGCACUCAGCACUGCCCUCUUCAACGAUGGAGGCUCUUGUGGAGAAUGCUUUCAGAUUGUCUGUGACACCACAAAGGCAGCAAAGUGGUGUAAGAGAGGCACUUAUAUCACUAUAACAGCCACCAAUUUUUGCCCACCAAAUGACAAUCUACCCAGCGACAAUGGCGGAUGGUGCAACCCACCAAGGCAACACUUUGAUAUGUCUCAGCCUGCUUGGGAGACUAUUGCCAUCUAUAGAGCUGGGAUUGUCCCUGUAUUCUACAGAAGGGUUCGGUGCAAAAGGAGUGGAGGGGUGAGAUUCACCAUUAAUGGAAGGGACUACUUUGAUCUUGUUCUGGUAAGCAACGUAGGAGGGAGUGGCAUAGUGACUGCCAUGUGGAUCAAAGGCUCCAACACAGAUUGGAUGAUAAUGAGCCGAAACUGGGGAAUGAAUUGGCAAAGCAAUUCCUACCUCAAUGGACAGAGCCUCUCCUUCAGAGUUCAAACUGAUGAUGGCAGAACCAAAACUUUCAAUAAUGUAGCUCCUUCCAACUGGAAAUUUGGUGACACAUUUGCCACUUCAAUCCAGUUUUAA